Alternaria novae-zelandiae is the source of this 2934-nucleotide messenger RNA. It is a transcript of the gene PRP16, whose product is annotated as DEAH-box RNA helicase prp16. Gene Ontology annotation, cellular component: spliceosomal complex; intracellular anatomical structure. Bases 1 to 2934 code for a protein of 977 amino acids. Gene Ontology annotation, molecular function: ATP binding; RNA binding. The transcript has a single exon. The record is from RefSeq and is a predicted model, not a curated record. Gene Ontology annotation, biological process: mRNA splicing, via spliceosome. Lineage: Eukaryota; Fungi; Ascomycota; Dothideomycetes; Pleosporales; Pleosporaceae.
AUGGAACGCGGUCACAGCCCAAAACGGCGCAAGCUCGACCCUGAGGAAUACUCCAUCGCGCCCCGUCCCAAGUUUCGCAAGCCCAAUCAGCCUGCCUCUGCACGGCAUACAAACUCGCGCGAUAAUGGCGCAAACCCAUCGCAGCGGCCUUUGGAAGGGUCAGAACCUCUGGUGGAGGAUUUUGAUUCUAUGGCGCUGGAUCGCGACUGGUACGGCGGUGAGGAGAACGGACACACCUUCGGAGACGAUACCCACAACCCCUUUGGUGGUGCCGAGAGCACAUGGCUGGAUGCACAACGGGAGGCUGCUAUGACGGAGAAGAAACAGAACAACCGAGCAAGUAUGCGCGCGCAGCAGAAGCAGAAGGAUGUAGAUGCUUGGGAAACCAACCGCAUGUUGCAGUCUGGAGUGGCCCAAAGGAGACAUCUUGACGACGACUUCGACGACGAGGAGGACGCGAUGCGGGUGCAUAUUCUUGUGCACGAUUUGAAGCCCCCGUUUCUGGACGGAAAGACUGUCUUCACCAAGCAAAUCGACCCCGUUCCGGCCGUCCGCGAUCCGCAGAGCGAUAUGGCCGUUUUCAGUCGGCGUGGUAGUCGCGUUGUAAAGGAGAAACGUCAACAGAAAGAGCGCGCGAAACAGACGCAGGAAGCUACCAGUGCGAAGGGAACAACGCUAGGAAACAUCAUGGGAGUCAAAGAAGAAGACACGGAUAGUGCUGCCCCAGGCCCAGAAGACGAGGAGAAGCAGGGCGGCAGCAAGUUUGCGCAGCAUCUCAGCAAACAAGAGGGUGCGAGUGCUUUCAGUAAGAGCAAGACACUCCGAGAGCAGAGACAGUAUCUUCCGGCCUUCGCUGUCCGAGAAGACCUCCUACGCGUGAUACGAGACAACCAAGUCGUUAUUGUGGUCGGUCAGACGGGUUCUGGAAAGACGACCCAACUGACCCAGUUCCUUUUUGAGGACGGGUACGCAAAGCAAGGGCUGAUCGGAUGUACGCAGCCUCGUCGUGUCGCAGCCAUGAGUGUUGCGAAACGUGUGAGUGAAGAGAUGGAGGUGAAACUUGGUGGGCAGGUCGGAUAUGCCAUUCGAUUCGAAGACUGCACCAGCAAGGAGACCAAGAUCAAGUACAUGACGGAUGGUGUGUUACUCCGAGAGUCAUUGGUGGAACCGGACCUGGACAAAUACUCCUGCAUCAUCAUGGACGAGGCCCACGAGAGAGCUUUGAACACCGACGUACUGAUGGGACUUCUCAAAAAAGUGCUGGCACGCAGAAGAGACCUCAAAUUAAUCGUCACAUCAGCUACCAUGAACUCGGAACGAUUCUCGCGCUUCUACGGAGGAGCUCCCGAGUUCAUAAUUCCAGGGCGAACAUUUCCCGUUGACAUCCAAUACUCGCGGUCCCCAUGCGAGGACUAUGUCGACAGCGCAGUCAAGCAGGUGCUCGCCAUACAUGUCUCCCAGGGGCCUGGCGAUAUUCUGGUCUUCAUGACGGGUCAGGAAGACAUUGAAAUCACGUGCGAACUGGUCGCUGAAAGGCUGAAACUUCUCAAUGACCCGCCAAAACUCAGUAUUUUACCAAUCUACAGUCAGAUGCCUGCCGAUCUGCAAGCAAAGAUCUUCGACAGAGCAGCCCCCGGCGUACGCAAGGUCAUCGUGGCCACCAACAUUGCAGAAACGAGUUUGACGGUGGACGGCAUCAUGUAUGUGGUGGAUGCUGGAUUUUCUAAGCUCAAGGUUUACAACCCGAAGAUGGGCAUGGACACGCUCCAGAUCACACCUAUCUCACAGGCCAAUGCCUCUCAACGUGCUGGUCGCGCUGGACGUACUGGACCUGGAAAGUGUUUCCAUUUGUACACUGAGAGAGCUUUUAGGGAUGAAUUCUACAUCCAGACCAUCCCAGAGAUUCAACGAACAAACCUUGCCAACACGGUCCUUCUCCUCAAAUCCCUCGGCGUGCGAGAUCUGCUAGACUUCGACUUCAUGGACCCGCCACCCCAAGACACAAUAACAACCUCUCUCUUCGAUCUCUGGGCCCUCGGCGCCCUCGACAACAUCGGCAACCUCACUGAACUCGGCCGCACCAUGACCGCUUUCCCCAUGGACCCCUCGCUCGCCAAACUCAUCAUCACUGCCACAGAAAUGGAAUGCAGCGAAGAAAUGCUUACAAUUGUCGCCAUGCUCUCGGUUCCCUCAGUCUUCUACCGCCCCAAAGAGCGCCAAGAAGAAUCCGACGCCGCGCGCGAGAAGUUCUUCGUCCCAGAGUCUGACCACCUCACCCUCCUCCACGUAUACACGCAAUGGAAAGUAAACGGCUACUCCGACGGCUGGUGCAUCCGCCACUUCCUGCACCCCAAAGCGCUGCGCCGCGCAAAGGAAAUCCGCGACCAGAUCUACGACAUCAUGUCCAAGCAGAAGAUGAAGCUCGUCUCGUGUGGUACCGAUUGGGAUGUCAUCCGUAAAUGCAUCUGCUCUGGCUACUAUCACCAAGCCGCCAAGGUGAAAGGUAUAGGCGAGUACAUCAACCUGCGUACGAGCGUCACCAUUCAACUCCACCCCACAUCUGCACUGUACGGUCUGGGCUACUUGCCCGAUUACGUCGUAUACCACGAACUCAUCCUCACAAGUAAAGAAUACAUGUCCUGUGUCACAUCUGUAGAUCCGCACUGGCUCGCAGACAUGGGCGCAGUCUUCUACAGUAUCAAAGAAAAAGGAUACUCGGCAAGGGACAAGCGUAUCAUGGAAACGGAAUUCAACAGGAAAGCUGAGCUGGAGGCGCAAAUGGCGGUUGACAAGGCUAAUGAGGAUAGGAGGAUUGCGGAGGAGGAGAAUGGGCCUGUGGUUAAGAAGGCGGGUGUGGUGAAGAAGAAAGAGGCUGAUGUGGAGGGGGUGGUUAAGAGACCGGUUGUUGGGAAGAAGAAGUUUGGAAGGAGGUAG